AUGGCGUCCCUGGCCACCAAAGCAAAAGCCGGAGCACCAAUUGUCACACAAUGCCUGCACAGCCAGAAAGUUGGCGUGGUAGUGUCGGCGGGGAAGAUGUCGCGGGCGGUAAAAGUGCGCGUGGCAGGGCAAGAAUGGAAUAAAAAGUUCCGAAAACACUUUCCAGCACCCACAACGUACCUCGUGCGCGACCCAAACAACUCGCUCGUCGAGGGCGACAUUGUUCGCAUAACAUCCGGCUACCGCACCAGCACGGCCAUCUCGCACGUCGUAACCUCGAUUGUUGCGCCCUUUGGCGAGCCUGUCGAGAACCGGCCACCCGUCCUCUCCCAGGCGCAAAUCGAAGAACAGCGUGUAAAGGACCGGCUGCUAAAAGAUGUGCGGUCGGCACAGCGCGGUCGGCAGGCGAGCGUACAGAGACUGGCGCAGGCGAGGAAGCAGGGGCUCACGAUACCGACACUAGAGGAGGCUAUGGAGAAUAUGAGGGUGCAUACCGACAAGGAGAAGGCGAGACUCGAGGCGCACGGUGGGCAGGCGGGGCAGCAGAAGACGGCCAAGGAGAGGCGGAUGGAGCAGGGGAAGAAGACAAAGGCCGAGGGUCGGGCGGAGAAGAAGGCCAAGGAGGCGAGAAAGCAGACGGCCUAG
Molecule: messenger RNA, 645 nt
Organism: Pyrenophora tritici-repentis Pt-1C-BFP
Lineage: Eukaryota; Fungi; Ascomycota; Dothideomycetes; Pleosporales; Pleosporaceae
Product: TT-ORF1 multi-domain protein
Biological process (GO): translation
Cellular component (GO): ribosome
Molecular function (GO): structural constituent of ribosome
Source: RefSeq, a predicted model, not a curated record